Molecule: messenger RNA, 996 nt
Organism: Rhodamnia argentea
Lineage: Eukaryota; Viridiplantae; Streptophyta; Magnoliopsida; Myrtales; Myrtaceae
Exons: 5
Coding region: 284-934 (216 amino acids)
Source: RefSeq, a predicted model, not a curated record
CAAUUUUGACCUUUGACAGGUACAAAGUGAAGUUGUUGUACUUGAGGAUUCAGAUGUAGCAAAGGCUUUAGUUGAAUAUGUCUCAAGACAUGCAGUCGACACUCUGUUACUCGGAACGGCUUCAAGAAACAGCUUUUCUAGAUUAUUCAAGGGUACAGAUAUACCAAACACCAUCUUGAAGUACACACCGGACUAUUGCAACGUUUACGUAGUGGGCAAAGGAAAAGCUGUAUCAGUCCGGUCUGCCACUCGCCCCGUCCCAAACUUGGUGACAAUUGAGGAGAUGGCACAACUCGAUACGCUUAACCAUUCGAGCGGGACGUACGAUGAACUCUCUACCUGUGAGAAUGAUUUCUCCCGUCCAAACUCGGGGAGACUGAGCACCGACAGCAGUUUCCUUUCCUUCUAUGAAGAUCUGGGAUUGGGACGCAUGAGCGAUUCUUCGGUGAGCUUACAUUUUGAAGAUGACGAAAUGUCCUUGCAGUCAAGCACGUUCCAAUCCGCUUUGGCACACGAGUCAGCGAUGCAAGAUGGUGAAGGGUCGAUGUCGCAGUCACCGUGUCUCGCUGAAGCAGUGGAAGAAGAAAUGUUAAGGACCAAAUUGGAGCUCAAGAGGACGAUAGACCUGUACCAUGCAGCCUGCAAGGAAGCAAUCCGAGCGAAGCAGACGGUGAGGGACUGUCACAAAUACCAGAACGAACUGGAGAAGAAGUUGCAGGAAGCACGUUCAUCGGAGCAAGCCGCAUUGGCAGCGAUGGAGAAGGAGAGAGAGAAAUGCAAGAUGGCAGCAAAGGCUCAGCGACUGACCGGCGAGGAGGUGGGGAAGAGAUUGGAUGCCGAGAAAAAAGCGUACAAGGAGGUUGAGUACUGGAGCUUGUUCCACAUAAUGGUGGUUUUGAUAUUCUUCUAUGUCUAUUUCAUCUAUUUGAAUUGACUUAUAUGUCAAAGGGCUGGUUCACUUGUCAUAUUAGGACAUGAAUGUUUUGCUGAACGAAC